CUCGUUGCUGCAAGAUGUGUGUUUCCUCGUUGUCCGGGUGCGCGUCGGGUUUAAAUGAAAAAUGCUUGUUUUUUGUCUGAUAGUAGAUUGUUGCAAACAUUGCCGGGAGUAUUAGUUGACGAGAAGAAGUAGUUUAAAGGAUAAAGUUAUAGUUUUCAGUUCGUUAACAUCGACUUGAGGAAGAAAAAAAGAUCCUCGUUCUACAGCAAGACAGGAAAAACUUCCAAUCCACCAACGGCAGGUGGUUGUUCUGAUCGUACGUCUCGCUCUGGCACGGGGCAAUAGCUAUUGCUCAGUAGGGCCACAGGCAGCAAGGAAGAACAGCAAUCAUCAUCAUUCCUGGCUGAGCUCUGUGCUGCGCGUGUGAAUGUGUAUGUGUGUGCUAACGUAUGCACCGGUGACCCGACCAACAGAGAAAAAAAAUGGUUCCGAUUAGCCUACCUGUGUGCGUUGCAACUCAUCAAUUGAAUCGCGAUUCGCGAUAAUCCUUGAUUCUGAGAUUGCCGCAAUCAAUCGCCAGUGUCUACUUUGGAUACAAGGCUCAAUCAAUCGUAAGUGUGCGGAAACAAAAUAAUUCGAUUAGUGAUGUACCGUUUGUAGAGCAGAGAACCACGCUGUAACGAGCAGUGCCCAAGUGAGCAGGAAAGAGAACCAAAAUGUUUUGAAAUCAAUCGCGCUGUUAUGACAACGGAAUAAUAACAAAUCCAACGAAGGUAGGCAGGCAGGUGCGCGAGAAUGUGUCAACGGCCAAUUUUCGGAGUGCGUUGUGAAUGAAUAAUGGCAUUAGUGUGUUUCAUAAUGGAUCGAUUCAACAAAUAAAAAUAGUUUACUUCGAUUACUAGCAGAAAAUAAAACAUACAAGCUAAGUAGGCUUUUCGAAUAGCUACUGAGAAAAUAAUAUAUACGUGAAUAGGACCACCACACGGGAAAAUUCAACGCCAUCAGUCAUGAAGGUUACGGUUUGCUUCGGAUCCACACGGUUCGUAGUGCCGUGCCCACCCGGAACGACGGUACGGAAGUUGGAACAGGAGGCAAUUAUUCGAUAUAAAAGAAAGAAUCCCGACUCGUGGGUUGCAGUGCACCAUUUGCAGUCACAGUCCGGCAUACUGGAUCCGGAUGAUCAUGUAAGUGAUGUGGCCGAUGACCGGGAGGAGAUUAUCGCCAGCUACGAAGAUUGCCCGGGUGGACCGGAUCCGGGAGUUCCCCAGGGUGGUGGAGAUGGUGCUAGUGGCAGUUCGGUUGGAACCGGCAGUCCAGAUAUAUUUCGUUCCGAACCGGGAAAGUACGGACCGGAAAGUUCGACCCCUCACAUUGAGGUUACCUCGAAUGAACAACCCCCGGGCGGUCUUGGUUUGCAAGUCCGACGUGGCAGUGAACCGUCGCUGCAUCAACUCGGUGUGACCGAUCAACGAAGUCCGCUGUAUAAUGUUAGCCCGAAUGGCCAUCAGGACACGAAACGGUGGUCGGCUGCACCGGUCUGCCGUAUUGACACAGAUCCACCGGAAAGAUUGCUGUCACCUUCCAACGGGGUUCCCUACAUGGCCCCCGAGUGGAACGUACUGCCAGAGGAAGAAUCUCACGACAGUCUGCCGCAGCAGUUUUCCCGAUCGGGCCGACUUUCGAUGCAGUUCCUUGGGGCCGAAGCUGCCAAUGGCUACCGUUGGAUUGAUGCGGCCGAACGUGCGGCAGCCAAUGUCACCCCGUACAACGGUACCAGUGCGAACAGUAGCUUCAACUCGAAAUCUCUACCGCGGGAAUCCAAGCGGAAGGAACCGCUGGGGCAGGCGAAUGCCUCCUUCUACGAAUCGAUCCGUGAGAAAGAUGGCGAAAUGCUUCUGGUGGUGAACGAAAACGGUGGUCCCCUGGGUCUAACGGCAAUUCCAGACCCGGACAAUGGAGGACUGCUGGUGCAGAGCGUGGAACCGGGUGGCCGAGCCGAUAAGGGCCGGGUACGACGCGGUGACCGGAUUCUAGAAAUCAACAACAUCAAACUGAUUGGUCUCUCGGAGAGUUCCGUGCAGGAACAUCUCAAGAAGAGUCUUUCAUCACCGGAGCUGCGGUUAAGGGUAAUCCGGGCGGCGGUAGGAGCCAAACACAAGCGUGACAACCGAGUCUCGCAGAUGAUCGAAGCGGAGGAAAAACCGACAACGACGGGUGCCAAAGUGGCAACGGUUUCUCCCACCAGGAAGAUUCCGGGCGCUCCGUCCGGAAUCAGCUUACAGACGGCGAACACACGAAAACCAGGAAAACGAAUCGAGAUUUCGCUUAAGAAGGGAAUCAACGGGUUGGGAUUUUCGGUUACCACCCGGGACAAUCAGGCGGGCCGGCAGUGUCCGAUUUAUAUUAAAAAUAUACUGUCGAAAGGUGCCGCCGUCGAGGACGGCAGACUGAAGCCCGGGGAUAGACUGCUAGAGGUGGACGGUGUUCCGAUGACGGGCAAAUCUCAGAGCGAGGUGGUGUCGAUCCUUCGGGCCACGGAGUAUGGAGCGACCGUUGUGAUUGUUGUUUCACGACAGCAGGAAAUUGCUGAGGUAGAGGAGAGAGAGAUUGGUUGCGGAGUGGAAAGCGAACAGAAGAACACACCACCAAAACCACCGCCUCCGGUGCUACCCAAAUCGACGCUCAAACAGGGCACGCGUGCCAAGUCGGAAGAACUGCUGGACACACACGAUUCCGGUGGUCCCCACACUCGAUCGGCCAGUAGUUCAAAGCUCAACCCAACCAGUCAGACUAACGGUGUUAGUCCAUCGUCCGGAAUGCCCCCGGUGCAGAAGAAACCCCUGGCGUCGAUACUGAAAUCCGUGUCCACCAAUCAAAUGUCCGAACUGUUCCACGAACAUUCUCAACAACAACAGCAGCAGUCAGCUGCGAAUGCCCCGGCCGGAUUCCAGUGGAAAAAUCGUGAAAUUCUAACGUUGCACAUUCCGGUGCACGAUACGGAAAAGGCUGGGCUGGGGGUUAGUGUGAAGGGGAAAACCGGCUCCGGAAAUAGCAGCAGCGGUAGCAAUGGAAGUGGUAAACACGACGGUGAUUUGGGUAUUUUCGUGAAAAGUGUCCUCCAUGGUGGUGCUGCCAGUCGGGAUGGACGACUGAAAAUGAACGAUCAAUUGCUCAGCGUGAACGGAGUGUCGCUACUCGGUCAAUCCAAUGCGGAAGCGAUGGACACGCUGAGACGAGCGAUCCAAACGGGUGGAAGUAACCAUCCGGGUAAAAUUAUCCUUACCGUGGCUCGUCGAAUAGGUCGCCCGGUCAGUACGGGUGAGCUGCUGGAAACAAUCGAUAAUUCCAACUCCAGUGAUCAAUCCGGAGCGACUGUUAUUUACCUUAGUCCGGAUAAGCAACAACAACAACCGUCCGGUGAAAAACAGCAGCCACAAAAACGCUACAGUAACCCGGUGCUCGAUCGGUUAACCGGUGGUGGUAUUGGCGGCGGUGGCAACAGCAGUAGUAGCCUCAACAAUCCCUCAAGUGCCAGCGGUAGUCCGAGUAACCAAAGACCCUCGCCACUGUCGAGUCACGGGCUGCGCAACGAAAGCUACUACAUGGCCACCAACGACAAUUGGAGUCCGGCAGCGAAUCUCAACGGUAGCCACGCAGUGUUGAUCGAAGAGGACCCGGAACCAACGUCUCCAACCUUCCACUUGGCACGGCCCUCGGAUGAGACCAAUUCUACGUCCACUCCGAACGGGGACGUCACGUAUGCCAGUCAACUUUCGCUCGAUACUAACCCACCGGCGGCGGAUGCCUUCAGUAGGGAUGCCAUCGGAAGGCGCUCGAUGUCCGAGAAACAUCAUGCCGCACUGGACGCACGGGAAACUGGAACCUACCAGCGAAACAAGAAACUUCGCGAGGAACGGGAACGGGAUAAAAAAAUUGGCAACGGUGGUGUCGGAUCGGGAUCGGUUGAAUCCGUUACCCAGAUGGGUCGAAUGAAUAGUUUAAAGGCAAAAUCGGAUCUACGGGCCGAAGCUUUGGAUCGGUUGGGAGAGUUGGGCCCUUCGCUUGGAAUGAAAAAAUCUUCCAGCUUGGAAUCACUGCAAACGAUGGUGCAGGAGAUUCAGAUGGCUGACGAACCACGGGGACCGACGGCACUGCGAACACCCCGUGGCCGUGGGCGAGAGGAAAUUUUGAGGGCUGCCGUGGAAAGGCCACCGGAAACGCAAGCUAAAAAACAUUGGCUACUGGAAGAUGCAGCUCCGGACGUUGAUUCGGGUGGUUUCGUCUCACGGGGAAGUCCAUUCCAGUCAUCGCUGAACGACGGGAAAAACAAAAUCCGUCACAAGAAGAAUGGUUUAUUCCGAGGUAUCGGUCAUAUGUUUAGAUUCGGUAAACAUCGUAAGGAUGGAAUAGCCCCCAUCAGUGAUAAUGUUCCGGCGGAUUAUACGGCCAGCUGGGGUGACGCACCGACGAGUAACGGUAUCAGUGCCCAGCAGAAAUCUCAAACGUUAACCGUCAAAAACACCAGUUCGAAACCUGUGCAUUCAAAUGGCCCAGCGUCCAUCGCAGGUCUACCGAAUGGAAUUGGUUCGGCUGCUGGCGGUGGCGGUGGUGGUGGUGCCAACAAUCAACCCACAAAAUCGACUAAUUCGAUCGAACGAUCGGCCAGCUCCGGUGUGGUAGUAAGUCAACCGCCCCUGUAUCAACCGCCGCCACCACCUCCGCACCAGAACGGCAGUAUGCCAACGUCGAUUCACCAUACGGACGUGUUCAAUCACCGUUAUUCGCACUACGUCAACUACGAGGAACUGCAGCAGCAGAUAAGUCGGCGUCAUCAUCAUUAUCAUUCCCAAAGAUCGACCCGGAAUACACCGCCGGUGGAGCUGGCCAUUCAUCAGCAUCAGACGCAGCUCGCCCAGCAGAAACUCAAACAAUCCCGUCCAGUGUCCAGCUAUUACGACAGUAGUAGCGGUGGUGGAGGCUACGAAACGAUUCACCAUAACGGAGGUGGUUCCCAGAGAAAAUCCAGUCAUCCAUCGUCUCCAUCGAAGCGCGAACAACAACAACAACAACAGCAGCAGCAGCAUAAUGGUGCUUGGAACGGAGGAACGGUGUCAUCCAGUAGUGGCAGCACUGGGCCCGGUUAUCAAAAUCACGGUUCCAUACGAAGUCGUGGUCCGUUCGUGACCCAAGUGCAAAUUCAGAACCCGAUGCCCUAUCAGCAGUAGUGAAUCGCGAACGAACGAAUCCACCACCAUCUGUUCUUGUCUCGAGUAUAAUUUUCACGAUUAAAAAAGUGAUGUUUUAUAUCAUUUUUUUAGUUACCAUUAAUCUUAGAAACUAUUUUUUUUUUCGUUUUCUCGUCGGUUAUCUGAUAUUUUUUUUGUUUACGACCAAUCAAACUAUUUUUAACGGAAAUACUUAACUCAAUAUUAAGAAAUCAAACCUUUUUAUGUCUCUAUUUUGUAGACUUAUAAACGAAUAUCUUCCUCGAUACUUACAGAUGAUUAGUAUGACUAAGAUAAACAAGUUGUAAAUUAUUGUACUGUACUACAUAAAAACGAUAAAGAUGUAUAUAUUUAUUAAACGUUUAUAUAAAGAAAAAAGAGUCGAGCAGUAGGGAGCAGUAUUUGCUGAAAAAAAAUCUCUUUGUAUAUAUAGAAUAAUCGAAACGAUUGGCCUUCCUUAUGAUUAAACGAACGAAAUUUCAUUGCCUUAAACAAAAGAAGGAGUGCGUGAGUUUAUAACGGAACACGCCGGGAAGUACUUACAUUCGCUACUUACUAAAACAAAAAACGGAGAAUAUAUUCUAUGAAACAGAAAUAUAAUAUCUAAAACACGGAACGAGACGGGAAUAUAUAGUUUACGGAUCGUUGGUCUCAAAAUAAGAAACACACACACGCAAAAUGUGAAACCUAA
Malaya genurostris is the source of this 5856-nucleotide messenger RNA. RefSeq names its product partitioning defective 3 homolog (gene baz). NCBI's taxonomy places the organism in Eukaryota, Metazoa, Arthropoda, Insecta, Diptera, Culicidae. The transcript is spliced from 8 exons. Gene Ontology annotation, biological process: establishment of cell polarity; establishment of centrosome localization; establishment or maintenance of epithelial cell apical/basal polarity. The coding region runs from base 948 to 5165 and encodes 1405 amino acids. Gene Ontology annotation, cellular component: apical junction complex; apical plasma membrane; cell cortex. Gene Ontology annotation, molecular function: phosphatidylinositol binding; protein binding. The record is from RefSeq and is a predicted model, not a curated record.